AUGUCGCUAAAGUUACACUCAACAGGAGUCGUUUUGGGCUACAGAAGAUCGCAGGCCACUCAAUACCCAAACAUUUCUUUGGUCAAGAUUGAGGGAGUCAACACUCGCACUGAUUCUCGCUUCUACCUCGGCAAGCGUGUCUGUCUCGCUCGUCGUGUCAAGAAGACCCCAAAGAACCCACAAGGAUACAAGAUCAUCUGGGGAAAGGUCAGCAAGUCACACGGAAGCAGCGGUGUCGUUCAGGCCCGUUUCCCACGCAACUUGCCACCAAAGGCCAUGGGUGCCAAGGUUAGAGUUAUGUUGUUCCCAUCCUCUAUUUAA
Molecule: messenger RNA, 321 nt
Organism: Acytostelium subglobosum LB1
Lineage: Eukaryota; Evosea; Eumycetozoa; Acytosteliales; Acytosteliaceae
Exons: 3
Coding region: 1-321 (106 amino acids)
Biological process (GO): ribosomal large subunit biogenesis; cytoplasmic translation
Cellular component (GO): ribosome; cytosolic large ribosomal subunit
Molecular function (GO): structural constituent of ribosome
Source: RefSeq, a predicted model, not a curated record